AUGUCGCUUAAUAAAAACUUGUAUCGGUACUACGCUCAUCAUAUACUUGCUCAUUUUCGAAUAAGUCCGUCGCCUUCUUCUCCAGCUGAAGUCCAACACUUGUUUGAUAAUUUCAAGAAGAUUGGCAAUUUAGAAUACUUCAGAGUGCCCAGAGUAGGAACAGCAGGUAGAUUUUCAUCACAUUGCUUUGUUCUUUUCAAUCCAGUACUUGAAAGGAGUCUUGUCACUCCCUUUACGAUACCAGAUCAGGAAGUAUUGGUGCCGAAAUCUAAUUCAUUUACCCAAAGGUUGCAAUCAUUGAUCGCUAUACCGAGAUACUCCUACAUAGAAAACGACCAAAGCUACCUUGCCAACAAAUCGUACAUUCCAUUUAAAUAUUCGAUGAGCAAAGCUGGCCUAGACUUGGAUAAGAAGUAUGAUAUAUCAAAUUCCAAAUAUAUAGAUCAAUUUUGCUACGUACUGCCUAAUCCAUCUGCUACUGAACAGCUCUUGAGAGAAGCUGAGCUACUGAAAUUCCGUAGAGAAGUCCGUCAUAACUUUCAGAAAUUUCAUAAGUUUUCAUCGAUAGAGAUCACUUCAGGGAUCGAGGCUGUUAACUCACUAGGAACUGGUAUAAUAUCUGAAGAGCUGGAUCCUAAAACAGAGUUGAAAGUAGAAGACAUGAUGAACUUGUCUUCAGACAAGUGA
Molecule: messenger RNA, 687 nt
Organism: Dujonia railenensis
Lineage: Eukaryota; Fungi; Ascomycota; Pichiomycetes; Serinales; Debaryomycetaceae
Source: the annotation of a GenBank genome assembly